CGUGUGUCUCCCGACAACGCAUAAAUCACUUGUACUAAGGCAGUGAUUCCUCAGGCCGCGCGUAUAGAAGACUGCUGCGCCAGCGGUGUCCUGAGACGUGUAUUCGAGUCCCCUGAUGUUAUUUGGAAUACAUGGACAGCUAAGUGUAUCCUGGAGGACGCGGAAACGUGAUGGCGCACAGAGAGGAAGCUGGAUGGUGUCAGCGCGCUGACAACGCGACACGCAGUCCACACGUGACGGACGCGUCUCAUCCACUCGCCGACUGGUCAAUCAUAAUGCCGUACACGAGCCGUACCGUCUCCUUCUCUCACCACUACACCGCGUCUUCUAUAAAGCAGCUCUAGUAGCUCGGGGCACCCUAUAUCACCAAUCGUCCGAUUGCAGAUGACGCAGAGUUCACCCCUUCCGACAGAGGUCCCCUUCUGUCGGCGCGGUGCAGCCCUCCCCGACGCCGUCGAAAGAACCGUCAAACCACGCGAUAAGACAGACGACGUAGUGCUACUGAUGGCCUUACAGGCUACCACCGACGCAGUGCCGUGUGUACCCGCUCGUUGCAGUUGUCUUCGGUUACGGACACUGGUGAGUCUUCAUUCAUUCUCUCUUCUCCCUCGCUUGCUCCGUCGGCCAGCGCGCUCCAACAGUCAAGUGUUCCUUCCACUUCCUUUGUGUUCGUUCCGCAUAUAUGCGCUUCGAUUGCGGUGUUACUGGUAUCCCGCAAUACGACCUAGGUCAUGUAGUUUGGAUAUAUCAUCCAUCCAUCCCCUUCCUUCGACUCAUUGCCGUACGUAUAUGCAGCCGUCAUCCCAACUGGGACACAAGACUGCAGGAGCCGCACGAGCCCUGUACAUAAUGAGUCCAGGUUCAAUUGGAUGCGAACACGGGUGGAUAUGCUCGAACGCAACGAAAGGAUAUUGGGCGAUGUCGGACCGCUGACGACGCGCCGCACGAUCCGUACGUGAUGAACGCGUCCUCCAGGCUCAAGC
This is a messenger RNA of Rhodofomes roseus, 983 nucleotides long. RefSeq lists its product as uncharacterized. The record is from RefSeq and is a predicted model, not a curated record. Lineage: Eukaryota; Fungi; Basidiomycota; Agaricomycetes; Polyporales; Fomitopsidaceae. The transcript has 2 exons. Bases 385 to 933 code for a protein of 182 amino acids.